This is a messenger RNA of Hyposmocoma kahamanoa, 1895 nucleotides long. It is a transcript of the gene Dsor1, whose product is annotated as dual specificity mitogen-activated protein kinase kinase dSOR1. The record is from RefSeq and is a predicted model, not a curated record. NCBI's taxonomy places the organism in Eukaryota, Metazoa, Arthropoda, Insecta, Lepidoptera, Cosmopterigidae. The coding region runs from base 16 to 1227 and encodes 403 amino acids. Gene Ontology annotation, molecular function: protein kinase activity; ATP binding. The transcript has 8 exons. Gene Ontology annotation, biological process: protein phosphorylation.
GAAACUGUGUUGAAGAUGAAUAAGAUGUCGAAAAAUAAAUUAAAUCUUACCCUCCCACCAGGGUCGAUAGACAUGGCUCCGGCUGUAACACCGUCUAAUAUGACACCCCAGCUGAAGUCUGCCACUGCCAACGAGCGACAGGGCCUUGCAGGGAAGUCAAAGACCAGCAUUGAAGCUUUGACAGAGCGGCUGGAACAGAUCGAGAUGGACGACACGCAACGACGCCGCAUCGAGGUCUUUCUCUGCCAGAAAGAAAAGAUUGGAGAGCUGAGCGAUGAUGACUUUGAGAAGCUUGGGGAAUUGGGCCAAGGUAAUGGUGGUGUAGUCAUGAAAGUUCGCCACAAGUCAACUGGUCUAAUCAUGGCUCGCAAGCUUAUCCACCUAGAAGUCAAGCCUGCCAUCAAGAAGCAAAUCAUCAGGGAGCUCAAAGUCCUUCACGAAUGCAACUUUGCGCACAUAGUCGGUUUCUAUGGAGCUUUCUACAGUGAUGGUGAAAUAUCUAUCUGCAUGGAGUACAUGGAUGGUGGUUCCCUUGAUCUGAUAUUGAAGAAGGCUGGCCGAAUUCCUGAAUCUAUUCUAGGAACUAUAACAUCGGCAGUGCUAAAAGGCUUGAGCUACCUUCGUGACAAGCACGCGAUCAUGCACCGUGACGUGAAGCCGUCCAACAUCCUUGUCAACAGCAAUGGGGAGAUCAAGAUCUGCGACUUUGGCGUCUCCGGCCAGCUCAUCGACUCCAUGGCCAACUCCUUUGUUGGCACCAGGAGUUAUAUGUCGCCUGAGCGUCUGCAAGGCACUCACUAUUCUGUGCAAUCGGAUAUCUGGUCUCUCGGUCUUUCGCUGGUGGAGAUGGCCAUCGGCAUGUACCCCAUCCCGCCACCAGACGCUAAAACGCUAGCGGCUAUCUUUGGUGGACAAAACGAAGACCAUUCUCCGGGUCAGGCACCGAACUCGCCCCGGCCGAUGGCCAUCUUCGAGCUGCUGGACUACAUCGUGAACGAGCCGCCACCCAAACUGCCGGCCGGCAUCUUCUCCGACGCCUUCAAGGACUUCGUCGACCGCUGCCUCAAGAAGAACCCCGACGAGCGCGCGGACCUGAAAACCUUGAUGAACCACGAGUGGAUCCGCAAGGCGGACGCGGAGAAGGUGGACAUCGCGGGAUGGGUGUGCAAGACGAUGGACCUGAUGCCUUCUACGCCCAACUCUAACGUGUCUCCUUUUUCUUCAUAAGCUGCAAGAAGUGCAUACUUUCAUCAGCGAAAAAGGGUCAAAACAUUUCCCAAGAGAGAGCGGGCGAAACGAUCAGUGAGGACGCUGGCGCGGAGGAGUAGCCCCAGACCACGCGAUGACAGAUAGCAGUAUGUCAACUCUAGGCACCAUUACCGACUGACAGCCACACACCGUCGCCAAUAGACGCGUCUACCCUUAUAACUACGACUGGCCAAAUGUACAAGCGUUUGAACAUGUUAAGCAGACCUGGAAUAUGCUGUUCAUUCGCGUUAAGAAUGCGGUACACAAUUUUCACAUCACGUGAUAUCUAAGUUACAAGAUUCGUCAGUUUGAAUUUCUUGCUGCAUGUCACGUGAUAAUAGAGCCAUGUGAUUGGUUACUUUAAAUUUAGUACUCCAUUCUUUAUGCAAAUUAGAUGUAACGUGCUUUGACGCCGAUGACGUAGUCGUUACAGGUUAUUGGGUAUCGCGUCUCCACAAAAACCCAUUUUACAUUGUUGUAACAUUAGCACAAUUCAAACUUCUGUCAUCGAAUAUAACACUCGAAAUUAAUAAAUUUAAUUUAUAGAAUUGGCUAAACUUAAGAUAAUAAAAUUUUGUAGGAUUACAACGUGUUACGCUACAGGGAACGAAAAUGUUACAUACAACGAUAGGCGCUUUCCUGGCCGU